This is a messenger RNA of Penaeus vannamei (Pacific white shrimp), 1140 nucleotides long. The record is from RefSeq and is a predicted model, not a curated record. NCBI's taxonomy places the organism in Eukaryota, Metazoa, Arthropoda, Malacostraca, Decapoda, Penaeidae.
AUGCCGGCCAUUCCCCAGAGCGACAGACGCCUCGAAGAUGCUAAAGCGCUCCUUUCUCCGGUCUUUCCCUUCCGAGAAUGUCAAGCAAAUCAAUUAAGCGUCGAAGCCUCUUGGGUCUUGGGAAAAGAAUACGUAUAUAUGUCAUUAGACUACUUUACUCCUGAAGUCCUUGAAGCACACACGCUCCUGAAGUGGUGCUCAUGUUCGUGCAUGAUCUGUGUCAUGAAUUUUCCUUCUCAUGUUCGACUGUCCCCGUUCCCGUUCUCCUCGUUCAUGUGUAGUUGCUCCAAGUGGAACGUAGCAACGCCGCUGCCGAACUACUCGCUCACACCAUCCACAUCCACGAAUCCAAAGGCCAGCAGGAAAGCCAUCCGCCCUACGCUCCUCCGGGACUGGGUUCCAGCUCCAUGCCCCGCCAAAGGCCCUCUUGGAAUGCCCCUCUUGGAAUGCCCCGCCAAAGGCCCUCUUGGAAUGCCCCUCUUGGAAUGCCCUCUUGGAACGCCAAAGCCCUCUUGGAAUGCCCCUCUUGGAAUGCCCCUCUUGGAAUGCCCCGCCAAAGGCCCUCUUGGAAUGCCCCUCUUGGAAUGCCCUUUGGAAUGCCCCUCUUGGAAUGCCCCUCUUGGAAUGCCCGCCAAAGCCCUCUUGGAAUGCCCUCUUGGAAUUGCCCGCCCCCUCUUGGAAUGCCCGCCAAAGGCCCUCUUGGAAUGCCCCGCCAAAGGCCCUCUUGAAAUGCCCCGCCAAAGGCCCUCUGGAAUGCCCCGCCAAAGGCCCUCUUGGAAUGCCCCGCCAAAGGCCCUCUUGGAAUGCCCCGCCAAAGGCCUCUUGGAAUGCCCCGCCAAAGGCCCUCUUGGAAUGCCCCGCCGCCCUCUUGGAAUGCCCGCCGCCCUCUUGGAAAUGCCCGCCAAAGGCCCUCUUGGAAUGCCCCGCCAAAGGCCCUCUUGGAAUGCCCCGCCAAAGGCCCUCUUGGAAUGCCCCUCUUGGAAUGCCCCGCCAAAGGCCCUCUUGGAAUGCCCCGCCAAAAUUGGAAUGCCCCGCCAAAGGCCCUCUUGGAAUGCCCCGCCAAAGGCCCCUCUUGAAUGCCCCGCCAAAGGCCCUCUUGGAAUGCCCCCGCCAAAGGCCCUCUUGGAAAAGGCCCCUUGA